AUGGCACCCGGACACCCAGACACCGAGAUAUGGGUCAUGACGGUUGCAUACGCGAAAGAUCUGGUCUCAGCUUCUGUACGUCGCCCAACCUGCGAGAUUGGACCCAUAUGUCGAGCUUUAGCCAGGCGGGACUACCCGGAGAUCAGUUUGAGUGAGAGUCCAAAUUUGGUGAAAUUUUCGGUUGCCGAAUCGCUGCGGGGGGAGGCUAGUAAAUAUGUGGUCUUCAUCUCCGUUAAUCUUGGAUACCUCUCGGCGGAUCGGGCACUUUAUUAUGUGAUAUCUGGUAUCCUGGAGGAUGAAUCUCCGAUCUCUAUCAGUUGGGUGAGUAACUGGAACUACACUGAAGUCGUUCCCACUGGCCCGCUGGAGGGAUGGAGAGGCUCCACUGCUUUGCCCAGAGUGCAUAGCCUUAUCAAGGUGAACGACGUGUGGACCGUUACGAACGCACCAUUUCAAGUGCUCUCGCCUGUGAUGGACAAGCGGAUCUUAGACAAGCACAUGGGAAAUGGAGAAACAACAAUCAUAUUUUCGGACCUCCCUUCCAGAGCCAUAUCCUUCGGGGUGGAAAUCAGGGAGGGGUAUUGCUGUCUCCUCUCCUCUCCGACUGGACAAGUGGGGUUGAACUUUACUUCAUCCUCAAAGGAUUAUCUUGACGGGGUGAUUCUCAUCACUGGUUUCUUCUAG
Molecule: messenger RNA, 684 nt
Organism: Aspergillus tanneri
Lineage: Eukaryota; Fungi; Ascomycota; Eurotiomycetes; Eurotiales; Aspergillaceae
Exons: 2
Coding region: 1-684 (227 amino acids)
Source: RefSeq, a predicted model, not a curated record